AUGGAGAUCCAGCAGGAAAUCGCGGCUAUCAGGCCACUACGAGGAGAAGUGAUUCCUAUCAGGACAGUCCAAGAGACCCGGCCACCGGAGGAAUUUGCGGAUGCAUUUGCCGCCGAGGUCAAUGUGAAAGCAGCCUCGAAGGUAGUCAAGGCGCUUGAUGCAGCCUUCCCUCGUGAUUCCAACCUCUCUCUCGGCCAUUUGCGACGGUUCGUGAAGCAGGACAUGCUCCCUGGGCCACUCAAAGCAGCAAUUGAAAAAGAUGGAUCGUUCUCGAAGAAUCCGAGUAAAACAAUCUUUGUCUUGAUUUCACCUCCGGUCCCUGACCUUGACAAGGUGCAAGAGGUUCUCGCCCCAUUCGCUCCUCUCUCUUCACCUCCCGCCAGAAAAUCCCCUUCAGUCAGAAAUUCACCCCCUGGCAUGUCUCCUGAGCCUGGGCUCCCGAAGAUCAAGCUUAUUCCUACCCGUGUCCCUACUGUGCCCCCAUUUAACAUCACGCAAGCCGAGAGAUGGACCAACAAUCUGUGGCCUGUCGUCUUCAACGCCGCUGCCCCACGAUCCACAAUCGCACCUCCUCCUCAGAUCCUGAGUCAAGCUCAUGAGCAUAUCAGCAAACAAGCAGGAUAUUACAUCGCCCUUGCGCGUAAGAUCGGCGAAGAGGCGGAGCAAUCUGGCCGUGGUCGUGGCGUCGGCGCAGUGAUCGUCGACCCUGCCAUUGAACAUCACAUUGACGCCAUCUCAUGGGGCCUAGACUGGAACCCCCGAGACCGAUGGAUGGAGGCAGUCAUCGCUGUAGCAGGUGACGCUAGGUACGCUCGUGGCGAGGCGGGUGCUCCAUCCCUGGCUGAAGUUCACUCCGGCGUCGCGCCUAACCCGGCCAGCACAACAUUUAACCCUGAUUGGGAGGGUGGACCUGAUCUCCAUGCCCUGAUGCGUGCUACCGAGCUUGUCGCCCGCCGUCGUCGGGAGGAUGCGGUCCACCAAGCUGAUAUGGCGAACCAUACUCCCCCAGCCAUCAUUGCGACGGACCCUCAGUUGUCUUCCCAGCUCAGUCCUCUCGAGUCUUUCUUCCUGUAUGAUGCCGAGACGCCAUCUUCGUAUCCUCCUGACUACCCUCUUGACGAUCUCCCUGUCGAUCCUCCUUCUUCGCCUAAGAAGCGCAAGCAUGAGGAACCGAACCCUGAGUCUCGGUCUACACUUGCAGAGGUUGAAGUCAACAGCCCUUCUUCUACUACAUCUACCCCCUUCGCACCUCUCCCUGCCCCUCCUCCCUCUUCCACCUCUCGUGCCGAGCCCAUCGCGGCGGAGUGCUCCACCUCAGACUGCGUUGACCCCUUCACUGGCUGCAUUGCCCCCUCGCGCCGCAUUCUCUCCCGUGCCCAAGGCGGCUAUCUCUGCACCGAUCUCGAUGUCUACCUAUCCCAUGAGCCAUGCCUCUGCUGCUCCAUGGGCAUUCUUCUUUCUCGCUUCAGAGCUGUCAUUUUCCCUCGCUCAGGUCGGAUGGUGAGCGGCGGUCUCUGCUCUGAGGCUGCGGGUCCUCCUGCUGAUGGAGAUGGCGAUGGAUCUGCUGAACACAAAGAUGAUGACCAUCAAGCUACCCGCGACGCGACGGCUGAUUUCCAAGGCUCCACCGACCAGGCUGCUGUUACCAAUGUUGCCCCGGCAGAUGAUCGUCUGUAUUACGGACUUCACUGGCGUAAGGAGCUCAACUGGCGCGCCCUGGGCUUUGAGUUUGUGGAGGAGACUGAUGGUGUUGAUGGAAGUAAUGGCGUGGCUUUCCACGCUUAG
Molecule: messenger RNA, 1785 nt
Organism: Penicillium maclennaniae
Lineage: Eukaryota; Fungi; Ascomycota; Eurotiomycetes; Eurotiales; Aspergillaceae
Product: putative tRNA-specific adenosine-34 deaminase subunit Tad3
Exons: 3
Coding region: 1-1785 (594 amino acids)
Molecular function (GO): catalytic activity
Source: RefSeq, a predicted model, not a curated record